Messenger RNA from Geosmithia morbida, 1911 nucleotides. RefSeq names its product WD40 repeat. Gene Ontology annotation, biological process: carbon catabolite repression of transcription. The record is from RefSeq and is a predicted model, not a curated record. Gene Ontology annotation, molecular function: protein binding. Gene Ontology annotation, cellular component: cell division site; cell tip; nucleus. Bases 1 to 1911 code for a protein of 636 amino acids. NCBI's taxonomy places the organism in Eukaryota, Fungi, Ascomycota, Sordariomycetes, Hypocreales, Bionectriaceae. The transcript has 7 exons.
AUGAGCCUGCUCGACGCUGACCAUUGCCACAUUUACCUUGCGUAUCCCAGCGUCCUGCCUCCUCCCCCGAGGUACCCCCUCCAUUCGUAUGGCAUGAACUCGGUGAACGGCAUUAUGCCGACCAUUGAGACCAACAAUGCUCUGUCGCACCCCGAGGGCCCCGAAUGGCAGUUUCUCGUCGGAGAGGACGAGACUGCUCACCGGACCACAAUUGCAGGUACCUACGUCCUGAAGGAAGAUCUACACCUUGCCACGCCGCCCCCGCACCCCUCCGAAGCACCCAUCGUGAACCCGAACCCUUUAGCGACGAGCCCCCAACCGGCCACGGCAGGCACGCAGCUGUCGCUUCUCAACCUCGACGCCCGGUCCGCCCCCGCCGCCCCCCGAGUGACCCAGCCUUCCUUCCCCAGCAAUGCGACCGGCACAUACCACGAGAAUCACAGUGACCAUCUCCGGUACUCGACCGAGGGCGGGCUGAGCAGUGAGGACGGUAAAGGCACGUCGUUGGUGAGCGAUGCGGCUGCCACCUCAUCUGCCGGUGGUGGUGGCGGACGCGGCAUCGCCGUCCCGGCCUUUGGAGAGGGUAAUGCGCGCCUGGCCACGGCGCCCACCAAGGACGUCAACAAGAAGCGCAAGCCAAAGAAUAACAUGACCAAGAGCAACUCAUCGUUUAUCUCGCGCGUCAUUGUCAACGAGAGCCUGUCGCGGAAGUUGACGGACCGACCCAGUGACGGGCUCUUCAUCUUUGCCAACAUCAACCGCGCCUUCCAGUGGCUUGACCUAUCCAACAAGUCCAAGCAAGACUACCUGACCAAGAUACUGUUCACCAAGGCCCACUGCCUGUGCCACGAUGUCAAUGCCGUCACCAAGAGCGUCUCUCACGCCGACGUAAUCAUGGGAUUCUCCACAGGCGAGGUCAUCUGGUGGGAGCCAAUCUCCCAGAGAUAUACCCGCCUCAACAAGAAUGGAGCCAUCAACAGCACGCCGGUAUCUGAGAUCAGGUGGAUUCCCGGGUCCGAGAAUCUCUUCCUAGCCGCGCACAUGGACGGUUCGCUAGUUGUGUACGACAAGGAAAAGGACGACGCACCCUUUGUCCCCGAGCACGAAGCCCAGCGCAACGAGGGGAGCGACGCAGGCAGCAACACCGGCCUCGGCGGCGAGCCUUCGAGCGACCUCGACCUGCAGAUCCACAAGUCUGUCCACUCGCAGAACCAAAAGACCAACCCCGUCGCAUUCUGGAAGCUGGCGAACCAGCGCAUCAACGCAUUCGCCUUCUCUCCGGACUGUCGACACCUGGCCGUCGUGUCGGAGGAUGGGACGCUGCGAGUCAUGAAUUAUUUGGAUGAAGAGCUCUUGGACGUCUUCUACUCUUACUACGGAGGCUUCACCUGCGUCUGCUGGUCCCCGGACGGAAAGUACAUCAUUACGGGCGGGCAGGACGACCUCAUCUCUAUAUGGUCGAUGGACGACUCGGCCCUUGUGGCCAGGUGCCAGGGUCACCAAUCUUGGGUGGCAGCCGUGGCAUUUGAUCCAUGGAGGUGCGAUGGGCGUAGCUACCGGUUUGGCAGUGUUGGCGAGGACGGCCGUCUUUGUCUCUGGGACUUUAGCGUCAGUAUGCUUCACAGGCCACGAGCGCACUCUGUACAUCACAGGGGCUCUAUCUCAUCACGUUACACACAUAGGCCAGAGACGGCCAACACAAGCCACUCGCCGGCGGCGUAUGACAAUGAUUUGGCUCAUCCUGUUGAGCCGCGAUCUAGGAUUCCCAUGUUGCCUCCUGUAUUGAACAAAAUGAUCGACAAGGACCCUUGCUGCUGGCUAGGCUUUACAGAAGACGCUAUUAUCACUAGCUGCAAGACUGGUCAUGUCAGGACAUGGAAUCGGCCGGGAACGCAGACGCAGCAAACGUGA